GAUAUAUUUACAAUAUUUUUCAGCUCUGUUACUUCUAAUUUUUCCGAGAUUAACAGAAGCAAAAUCACCUAAAUUUACGAUUUAAUUUGUUAAAAAAAAAAAGAAGAAAAAAAGAGGUGAAAAUUUGAGUCAGUGUGAUAUAUACUAGGAUGAGCAGUAGCAAUUGUAUUGGAAUUUGUACCAUGAGGCCCUGUUGUAGAAUUCUGAUGGGCUAUGGCUACAGAAGCUACCGUAGCGCUUCGGUUUUCGGUUCUCAGGGACCGAAAUCGAGCGGUGCGGUUGUUGAUUUGGUGAAAUUACGAUCUACGAGUCGGUUCGGUAGCUGUAGUGGUGAGAGUGUAGGGUACAUAAGUGGAAUUGAUCCGAAUCGGAGAGGUUUUAAUGUUUCUGAUUCGGAUUGGGGUCGUCAGCCUAGGGUUGGUAAUGUUGGUGUAAAUAGAGUUAAGAGGGGUGUUUUAGUGAUAAGGAAUGUGGCGUCGGAUUUUAGGAACCACUCGACCUCGGUGGAUAGUCAGGUUAAUGGGAAGUCCUUUGAGAGUAUUUAUAUUCAAGGUGGCUUGAAUGUGAAACCUUUGGUGAUAGAGAGAAUUGAGACGGGGAAUGGUGAUGUGGUUAAAGAAGAGGAGUCUAGGGUAGAGGUUAAUGGCUCAAAUGUGAAUGUAAAUAUAGGUGGUACCGAGGGUUUGAAUGACUCCAGAGCUGAGAGAGAGUUGUCUGAAAUUGAAAAGGAGGCGUGGGGAUUGCUUCGAGAUUCGGUCGUUGAGUAUUGUGGGAAUCCGGUGGGAACUCUGGCUGCUAUUGAUCCGGCGGACAAGACGCCGCUCAAUUAUGAUCAGGUCUUUAUUCGAGAUUUCGUCCCAUCGGCACUCGCUUUCUUGCUCAAUGGAGAAGCUGAGAUUGUCAAGAACUUUCUGCUUCACACUUUGCAGUUACAGAGCUGGGAAAAGACAGUUGACUGUUACAGCCCUGGGCAAGGGUUGAUGCCGGCAAGCUUUAAAGUUAAAACUGCUCCUCUUGAUGGAAGUGAUGGAAAAUUUGAGGAAGUAUUAGAUCCUGACUUUGGUGAAUCGGCCAUUGGACGUGUUGCACCAGUUGAUUCAGGUUUGUGGUGGAUCAUUAUGUUGAGAGCUUAUGGAAAGAUCACUGGUGACUAUACAUUACAAGAACGGGUGGAUGUCCAGACAGGCAUAAGACUGAUUCUUAAUCUCUGUUUAACUGAUGGAUUUGACAUGUUUCCUACCCUGCUAGUCACCGAUGGUUCCUGUAUGAUUGACAGACGGAUGGGUAUUCAUGGACACCCCCUUGAAAUCCAAGCAUUAUUUUACUCAGCUCUACGCUGCUCCCGUGAAAUGCUCAUUGUCAACGAUGGAACAAAAAAUUUGGUGGCUGCUGUCAACAAUCGACUUAGUGCACUUUCUUUCCACAUCAGAGAGUAUUAUUGGGUGGAUAUGAAGAAGAUCAAUGAGAUUUACCGUUAUAAGACAGAGGAGUAUUCUACAGAUGCCAUCAACAAGUUCAAUAUCUAUCCAGAUCAAAUUCCUUCUUGGUUAGUUGACUGGAUUCCUGAUGAAGGUGGUUACCUCAUUGGCAAUUUGCAACCGGCCCAUAUGGAUUUUAGGUUCUUCACUCUUGGAAAUCUUUGGUCCAUUGUAUCAUCUCUUGGUACCCAACAACAGAAUGAGGGUAUUUUGAAUUUGAUGGAGACCAAAUGGGAUGAUUUCGUGGCACAAAUGCCUCUUAAGAUCUGUUACCCUGCCAUGGAGUAUGAAGAAUGGCGUAUAAUUACUGGUGCUGACCCAAAGAAUACGCCAUGGUCAUAUCAUAAUGGCGGAUCUUGGCCAACACUCCUAUGGCAGUUCACAUUGGCCUGCAUCAAGAUGGGAAAGACAGAAUUGGCAGAAAAGGCAGUUGCCUUGGCAGAGAAGAGGCUUUCUAUAGAUCAUUGGCCUGAAUAUUAUGAUACCAAAAAUGGGAGAUUUAUAGGCAAGCAAUCCCGACUUCACCAGACAUGGACAAUUGCCGGUUACCUAACUUCAAAAAUGCUCUUGGAGAACCCAGAGAAGGCAUCACUCUUGUUCUGGGAAGAGGAUUAUGAACUUCUCGAGACUUGUGUCUGUGCCCUCAACAAAACCAGUCGAAAGAAGUGUUCACGAAGGUCUCAGAUUCAGGUCUAGCCACAAGUACAUCUUUAUGCUUAUUGUGGGCACCUAAUCAAACCGCGUAAGUGCAUCCCGAAGCUCAAAGACAAUGUUUUUUUUUUAGCCGACUUAGUUCUCUCUAACAGCCAGUAUGUGUAAGAUAAAUAAUUCUGUUGAACAUACAUUGAAGUAGAGACUGAUUGUAAUGUAUUGAUGGAAGGCCGAGUUUUAUUAGAGCCUUCAGCCCAUCGGAAACUGUAGGGGCUUGACAAUUUGUCAAUUUCAUGUAUCACGCAUGUUGUUAAAAUAUUAUUUCAUUUAUC
Molecule: messenger RNA, 2461 nt
Organism: Fragaria vesca subsp. vesca
Lineage: Eukaryota; Viridiplantae; Streptophyta; Magnoliopsida; Rosales; Rosaceae
Exons: 6
Coding region: 150-2174 (674 amino acids)
Biological process (GO): sucrose catabolic process
Cellular component (GO): mitochondrion
Molecular function (GO): endo-alpha-N-acetylgalactosaminidase activity; sucrose alpha-glucosidase activity
Source: RefSeq, a predicted model, not a curated record